UGGUUUUCGAGGGGAGUAAUUGCUGCAAUUGAGAUAGUUUUUAUUCUUUCCAACUAUAUACUUCUCACUCAUGUUGCUUCUGUGUACUGAGCUAGUUCUUUGAUACAGGUACACUUCCCUGUUGUUAGGUGCUAUUUCAGUAGGUGAAUCGAAUAAGAUACGAGUCUCAGUUUCUUUAUUUUUCUGAACUUGGUUGUGGAUAACAUGUGAAUUUACUCUUUUGCAAUCCACAAAUCAAGUUUUGUCUCCAUUUCUAUUUUAGUCUGGACUUGUGACUGGACUAAGUUCCUAGAAUAUCUGUUAUUGUAAUUGAAUCAAGUGUUGUCUCAGCAUAUUCCUGUAUGAUAUGCAUAGUUAUCUUUUCACCGUAGGAAUGUAUUUGAACAUUUCUAAAGCAUUGGAACAGUAGAUCCUGAUGAAAGAGACUGCAGAAGCUAUACCUUUAGUUAAAGGUUCAGUAACAUUCAGGAUCUAGAAGGGAUUUGUUGGAUCUCCAUAUGAACCAAAGCCCUUAAGCAUUAUAUGUUCACAAAAUCAUCCUCUUCUGCCUGCACCUUGGUGACAAACUUGUGAGUCAAUAGACACUCUACAACUGCAAGACUGGAAAUUAAUUGGAUUAUUCAAUCAGGAGCUUCAAUCGUGGAUUCCAUAAACAAUGCAACCUUGUUGAGUUUUUAGACUAUCCCUGUCGAUUUUGCCCCCAUGCCAACCAUCACUCCGGCAAUGGAUAUCGAGUGGGAAUGGGAGAUCGUGGAUACGGAUGACAUUGGCAAAUGGGAUCUUCAAGCUGAGAUUGAAGCUCACCACAGCAUCCUGUCAUCCCUCAACCAGAGUGGCGUGAAAGCAGUCCAGGAUGCAGACAGUCCAGAUGAGUCUCACACACUCCAGAAGAAACUAGACACUGUCAACCACAGGUGGACUAACAUACAUGAUAGAUCGGCUGAAAUCAGGAAACGUCUUGAAGCCAAUGCAGAGGAGUGGAACAACCUUGUUAGAGCAACAGAGGAGUUGGUGAGGUGGAUACGACUAAAGGAGGACGAUCUGAUCAAGAGGCAGCCAGUAGGAGGGGAUUAUAAUUCCAUUCAACAGCAGAUCUCGGAUCACAAGGUUUACAGGCAGCAGUUAGAAGAGAAACAAUCAGCUGUUGAACGUAACUUACAAAUGGGUAGCCUUUAUCUUGCCGAACAGAGAGAUUUGGAUUUGUUAUCAGAGAAGGAGUUAACAGGUCCAGAGGCUGAGGCUCAUAACAUUGUUCAUAAACUCAAGGACAGCGUUACUGAUCUUCAGGAUAGCUGGAACAAACUCAAUAUCAAGUCAGAAAAUUGGCAACACAAAUUAGACGAGAUGUCAACGAAAAUGUUAGCCUUACACCAAGCCAUGGACAAGCUGAGUUCUCGUCUGCAUGAAGCUGAAGCAACAAGAUCAAGAUGGCUACCCGUCGGUGAUCUUAUCAUUGAUAGUCUACCUCAGCAUCUAGCUGAACUAAGGAGCUUCCAGGAUUACUACAGCCCGAUCCACGAUGACCUGGAGAAGGUCACUCAGAUGGCAGGUCACUUUCCCGCCCAGCAAGUCAGCCUUAGUACGGUCAACCAGGGACGGCUUGAAGACAUCGUCCGCAGGUGGAAGACCCUACAGUUGGCCAUCGACGAGAGGGCGAGGCUGCUCAACGAGGCUCUGAGGGAUUUUGGUCCACAGUCCCAGCAUUUCCUUAGAGCUUCUGUGCAGCAUCCCUGGGAGAGGGCAGUAGCAGCUAAUAAGGUGCCAUAUUUCAUCAACCAUGGAACGGAGACUACACACUGGGACCAUCCCCGUAUGACAGAGCUCUUUCACUCUCUGUCUGACCUCAAUGCUGUCAAGUUCUCAGCUUACAGGACAGGAAUGAAGCUACGCAGGCUACAAAAAUCACUUUGCUUAUACCUACUAAACCUGGCCAGUGCUGAAUCCAUCUUCACCCAACAUGAGCUUGUAUCCGGUAAUGACCGCACGUUGGAUGUGACAGAGAUCAUCACGUGCUUAGCGACGGUCUAUGAGAACCUUGCCAUGGAUCAUCCUGGUAUGGUUAAUGUACCUCAGUGUGUUGACAUGUGCCUCAACUGGCUGCUUAAUGUCUAUGAUACGGUGAGGAGUGGUAGGAUACGGGUAUUAGCCUUCAAGGUUGGUAUUGUCAUGCUCUGCAAUGCUCAUCUGGAAGACAAGUACCGCUUCAUCUGUCGUUUUGUUGCUGAUAAGAACGGGAUGAUUGACCAGAGAGGUCUAGGUCUUCUCCUACAUGACUGUGUGCAGAUCCCGAGGCAGCUUGGUGAGGUGGCAUCGUUUGGUGGUAGCAACAUUGAACCCAGCGUCAGGAGCUGCUUUAACAUGACUGGCAGCAAACCUCUUAUUGAACCAGCCCAGUUCCUAGCCUGGAUGAAGUUAGAGCCCCAGUCCAUGGUCUGGAUGCCUGUCUUACAUCGAGUGGCUGCAUCAGAGACAGCCAAGCACCAAGCCAAGUGUAACAUAUGCAAAGAGUGUCCCAUCGUGGGUCUCAGGUAUCGCUGCCUCAAAUGCUUCAACUUUGACCUCUGUCAGAGCUGCUUCUUCUCUGGUAGGAAAGCAAAGACACAUAAGCUUUCACAUCCAAUGCAAGAGUACUGCACAACAACGACGUCGGGAGAAGAUGUGCGAGACUUUGCCAAAGUGGUGCGUAACAAGUUCAAAUCGAAGCGGUACUACCGAAAACACCCUCGUGUAGGUUACCUACCUGUCCAGUCAGUACUAGAGGGUGACGAUUUAGAAUCACCCAUCACUACUCCCCAACACAUGGCUAACCAAGACACGCAUACACGGCUAGAGCUGUAUGCUAACAGGUUAGCAGAGGUUGAAAGCCAAGGAACAUUAAACUCUGUACCUACUGACCUUGAGGAUGAGCAUCAGUUGAUAGCUCACUACUGUCAUAGCCUUGGUGGAGAUGUAUCAACAGUGCCUAAUAGCCCAGCUCAGAUUGUGGUAUCCAUAGAUGCUGAACACAGACCUGACCUUGAAUCACAAAUUAAUGAGCUGGAAGAUGAAAACAGAACGUUAUUAUCAGAGCUUGAAACGCUGAAAACUCUGCGAUCAGAAGAUGUGAAGAGGGCAGCAGAGUUAGCAGCAUCGUCUGGUGAUGAGAGGACAUCAGGGAGGUCGCCAGGGAGAGAUGCAGAGCUGGUAGCCGAGGCCAAGUUACUACGGCAACACAAAGGAAGGCUGGAAGCAAGGAUGCAAAUAUUGGAGGACCAUAAUAGACAGCUUGAAGCUCAGCUCCAAAGGUUGAGACAAUUAUUAGAACAGCCACAAGAUAAGAGUGCAUCCCAAGUAUCCUCCUCCAAGACCACCCCAGCAGUCUCUCCAACAUCUUCCAUUAGCUCUGCCUCCAAAGCAAAGAGAAUACAGCAAUCCAUUGCCAUAGAAACAAGAACAAAUGGAGGUACCAGUGACUACGAUAGUGAUAUGGCAGGUGAAGAGCAUAACAACCAUCCGUCUCCCCACACCCCACCCCACCUGAAAGAUGACCACCACCACCACCAUCAUCUCCACCAGGGGGGCGGGGCAGCUAACGGUGUACAAGCCAAGGGAAAGGUCGACCUAGACAAGGUUAUUCAAGAACUCAACAACUUUCCUGACGGAGCCAAGAAUGGAAAUGUUGGUCAGAACAGUGUGGGUAGUCUUCUUCACAUGGCAGAUAACAUUGGCAAGGCGGUCGGUACCCUCGUCACCGUUAUGACCGAUGAGGAACAGAGCGACAAGGACGGCGAAGCAUAGCCAAUCACAAGCCUCCGUGCAUUCAAAUCAUAACAAAUUCAGCCAAUGAGGGGUCUUCCAUGAUGAACAUUUAUUUGCAUAAUCCUUCUAUAGAGACAUUAUAACGUGCAUUGCCAGAGAGAGAGAGAAAUGUGUAUUUUUCACUCUCUCUCUCUACUAGUGUUGCCAAUUUUGAUGAGUCUGUACAAAGCGUACAGAUUUUUUUCAUCAGUAUUCCAUUAUUCUUCAUGAUUAUGUGGAUAUGUAUCCAAACUUUUUUGUGUAUGUGUUUAAAUCACAAGAACACCUCGACUUGAGUCUGAAGAUUUUGCUAGGCUGUUGAUUGUAGUUUAUUAUUUUAUUGCAACAUUUAACAAAACGAUGCUGUUAUUUAUAGAUAAAAUUAUACUAAGAGUCUUGAUGAAUUAUUGGUAGAGUUAUAAACUAAGUUUCCCAGCUCUUGGUUGAAUCUAUGCAUGCUGCAGAUUUUGUAUUUUGUGUUUCGUCAUGCUUGGUCGGUUGUGUUACGUUCAAGAUAAUCUGUUUGAUUUGUUGAGUCUCUGUUAUUUUGAGGUAGUUACUUGUAGACGGUUUGUAGGACCAAAUAUAACGAAACAUUGCAGGGAAUCUGGGACUCAAUUUGAAAUGCUUUUGUGUAGGAGUUAAGCUGGUGCUAUCAUUAAGUAAUUGAUAAUCUGUGUGCAUUAAAACAAAGUGAGUCAUUGUGUUGCUACACACAUGCUUUUACCUUUUGGUAAUUAGAUACAGAAGCUUCUAGAAAAGUUCUAAACCUUGUUAUUAGCAUCAAUAAUUAUGAAAAGCAAAAACUGGAUGUAAAGAUUGCUUGAGAGAAACAAGAAAUUGUGGACUGUGUGCAAGGAGGCAGCUACUGCCAUUGACUGACAAUACAAAGCUCUUAAUGCUUCCUUACUGGCAUCCUACCGGCGGGCAGCCAGCGGACUCAAUAAGUCAGGUGGUCGCUAAACCAAGUUUCACUCUACCAUUUAUUUAAAACGACUUUGGAAUUAUGCUAACCAAAGUAUUGAAGCUAUUUGUACUGUUGUUUCAUUUCAUUAUUAAGUUGUGGAAUGAUUUUCUGAAGGGACUGUAUUGUGGGAAAAUUAAUAAGAGCGGUGAUAAUGAUUUUUCUCCAAAAGACUGGCACUUGUAAAGUUACAAUCCAUGAAUUUCAUGGAUUCCAAUAGUGAAAACACUGCAGAAAUGCUUGUGGGUAUUAUUACAAAAUGCUUCCUACUGCUUUAGUUUGUCUCUAAGUUCUCUUGUUUAACUAUGUUCUUGUCUUCAUCUGUAGAUUAUACAUCAUGAUAUUAUAUUAUUCAGGAUUAUUUGAUAUCUUCCUUUAUCCUAGGUUUGUAUUAUAUUUCAUUUUUUCUUUUUUGUUGCUGAUUGUGGUUUUUAUGAUUUUAUGCCUUUAUUAUCUGCUCUAAAAUCAAUCAAAUCCAGUCAAAUCAAUUUUUUCUAUUAAGAAAAAUGUAAAAAAAAAAUAUUUUGCUUUAUUUUUGAUGAUUUCUUUCCAUGGUGAUUUACAGGUAUAUUGUAAUCAAAUUGACAACUUUAUUGAUUAAUCAUGAAAUAAAGCUAUUUGAUUUUUAUGAGAUAACAUUUCUUUAAAGGCAAAUUUGCUUUUCCUACUUCACAAAUGUAUCUGCUCUGUCGAGGGAAAGAGCAUGUCUUCAUAUUAUUUUGCAUGCACAAGAUGUGCAAGACUAGAUAGAAAAAAGUCAUAAAAUUUCAGCACAAGAUUCUUUGGCGUUAAAAAAUUAUCCCGGCCUCCCCCCCUCGGGCUAGAUAGGGUUAAUGGGAAAUGGUCUAAAUUCUAGCGAUUUCAGACUACUCAGUUUCCAGUGGUAUUUAGGGUAUGUGUGCUGAUUUUUUGACUGUCUGUGUAAUCCCAAAAUGUGUGCUUUUUGACAGAUAAGAAACUGUUCUAUUUUCAUCAACAUUAUUUCUUUCUUUUUAAACUGUUCCUAACUUCAUUCAUGAUCUGUGAAAAGAUUCUUGUUUUGUUAAAAUUAACUACCUUUCCACUUCGCCUGAAAUGAUACAAAGUAUUGUUGACUUAAAACCUACAUUGAGCAUAAAAGUACCUUCAAGUGUUACUUAAAUCAUUUGAUCUGGUUAUCAAUCCAAUUAUUUUCCUGAAAUUUCCUCUUUUUGUAACGACUUUCAGUUAUUAGACAUAUUUAGAAGUGCAGUGAAAACAUUCAUUGUUUGGUAAUCAUUAGGGUGAAAAGACAACAUACUUUUAAUACAGUUUGGAUAGUCUUUUUGAGUUUCAGAUUAUUGAUUCCAGUAUUGAAAGGAUUUCAUGAUUUUAUUGUUUUGGCACCUGUCAUUUAAAGUGCACUUCCAAUUGCUACUUAAUUAAGGUUUAGGUCAUGUAAGAGAUAUAUUACAACUAACACUGCUCUGUACAACAAUACAUAUGAAAUCAUGCAGUAUUUUGAAAUGCAAGAAAAUCUGGUGACCAUAUACAGAAAUUUAACCGUGUAAAGAAAAAAUGGUUGUGAUUGUGCUUAUAAGGUUCACUUAGGUGUAAAUUUUGUAAUGAACUAAUACGGAUGUAUUCAUUUUUUUCUUUUAUUCAGUGAUCUGAUAUAAGAUUCAAAAAUUGUGUAUUGAGGUGCCAAAAUUAAUGUUUAGGGUAUACAAUGAAUCUUAAUAAAUGGAAUAAUAAAUGACAUAUUAGAUAGAAGUCCAAUCAAUAUUUCCUUGGCAAUUUGGCGGAGGGUUUUAUGUGUUGGGUUGUGCUGCCAUCGUUUUGGUUUCCACUUUUCAUUCAUUGAUGAAUGGGUAAUUAGUUUUUAGCGAGGGUAGUAAAUGAUGAGUUAUUAAUGAAUAUCAAAUCCGAUUGUUAUGACUUAUUUUCUACAAAUAUUGGUAUGUAAUAUGCUUAAAGAUGUUGCUUUGAUAAAAAAAUGCCAUAUCUUUAAAAACUGUCUUUAUUCAACUUGAUUUUUUUCUUCUCACUUUCAAUGAAUCAACAUUGCUUAAAAAUGAUUAAAAGUGCUUGAUUUCAUUGUAAAUAGUCAUUGAUUACUUACUAGUGAUUACGAGAAUGCUUGUGACAAAUCAUGAAAACCAUAAGUAUUUAUCAUUUUUUAUUUAUCGUGAAGUCACAUUUUGUACUAGAUUUCAUCAUUUUGUGCGAUGUAGAAGCGUAACUUCUUGUGGUAUGAUUAAUUUAUCUCAAUCACCUUCGUUUGUACUCGUGUUUCUAAUCCAUUCUGAUUUCGAAAUCAAUUGAAGGUAUGAAUGAACAAAGAUAGAGAUAUUAAAUGACAGGAUGAAAUGUUUUAUGGAGCAUUUAUCGUAUUAUAGUAAGGACUAAAUCAUGAAUUGGCUGUGUAAAUUACAUCCUUUCGUAUAUUUUGCAACCCCAUUUUUAUAUAAAUACCAAGAUAUUCACGGUUUGAAUUCUCUUUUAUGUGAGUGUGUUAUGGUAUGUAUUUCAGUGGUGGAUGUAGUUUUCACUGUAUUUUAUCUUCACCAUUGCUCGAAUUACUAUUUUUCAUUGUAUCAAGUCAUUGUGGUCGUACAUGAUUAUACUAUUAAAUUAAUCAUUAUGCAAUACCAAAA
Molecule: messenger RNA, 7356 nt
Organism: Strongylocentrotus purpuratus (purple sea urchin)
Lineage: Eukaryota; Metazoa; Echinodermata; Echinoidea; Camarodonta; Strongylocentrotidae
Gene: drp2
Product: dystrophin-like
Exons: 22
Coding region: 703-3777 (1024 amino acids)
Biological process (GO): synaptic signaling
Cellular component (GO): plasma membrane
Molecular function (GO): zinc ion binding; protein binding
Source: RefSeq, a predicted model, not a curated record